AAUGAGUUGUAUUUGUUAUGUCAAAAAUGAACAGCAGCCAACUUCACGCAGUAAACCGUUUCUUUCCGGUUGAAUUUUUGACAGAUCAACAUCUAAAAAAUGGCCAAACGCACCAAGAAGGUUGGAAUCGUAGGUAAAUAUGGUACCCGUUAUGGUGCUUCCCUACGUAAGAUGGUGAAGAAAAUGGAAAUCACCCAGCACAGCAAAUAUACCUGCUCGUUCUGCGGAAAGGAUUCCAUGAAGCGCGCCUGUGUCGGCAUCUGGUCAUGCAAGCGUUGCAAGCGCGUCGUAGCUGGUGGUGCCUGGGUUUACUCUACCACUGCUGCUGCCUCCGUACGCUCCGCUGUACGUCGUCUCCGCGAAACCAAGGAACAAUAAACUGUUUACUUUUUUAAGCAGUCAAGUUUCUUAGUUUUUAACGACGUUUACAUUUAACAAAACAAAAAUUUAGUUUAAAAAUAAAAUAAAAAUUAGUUUUUAUCUAAUUUUUGUGCUGUUUUGCCAA
This is a messenger RNA of Calliphora vicina (urban bluebottle blowfly), 505 nucleotides long. It is a transcript of the gene RpL37A, whose product is annotated as ribosomal protein L37A. The transcript is spliced from 3 exons. The coding region runs from base 100 to 378 and encodes 92 amino acids. Gene Ontology annotation, biological process: translation. The record is from RefSeq and is a predicted model, not a curated record. Gene Ontology annotation, molecular function: structural constituent of ribosome. Lineage: Eukaryota; Metazoa; Arthropoda; Insecta; Diptera; Calliphoridae. Gene Ontology annotation, cellular component: ribosome.